UAUUUUCUGAGCAUAGCUCUACCUCUUGCUUCCAUCUUGACCUUUCACGGCAUCCAGUAUAUCUCCUUUUUAGUCACUGCCGACUGUUCCUAGGAGAAAUAGGACGAAUCGAUUGAAAAAGACGCGAGAUCUUGUGAUCUCCUCUUCUCGCGCCUUCGACUAUCAUUACCGGCAACACCCUUCGAAAACACCCUCUCUCUCAUCAACCCUGUAUAUUAUGGACCGCCUCAACCGCACUCGCUCGCAGCAUUUCGUCAGCUCUCCGAGAAAAUCAGCGACACCGCUCAUAACAAGACACACGUUACCUCGACACCCCACAAAGCGCCGACGUCUUGCCGGGAGUGCCUUGGGGCUGGCAAGCCAUGGAAAUGACUCGGACUCGUCUAGUCUGACAGAGGAUGACAUGGAAAGUCAUCGAGGGCGUGCGGGAUCGUCAAACACGAGGCUUGGACGAUCGACGAGGUCAAAAAAAGGGCGUUUGCCGGUACAGAAUGGCAAAGGUAAAGGUAAAGAAAGAGCCGAUACGUCCGGAAAGGAGAAUGGGGACGGAAACGAGGGGGAUGCAUCUAGUCCCAAAAAGAGAAAGAGGUCCAGAAGAGGGUCCCUCUCUCCUGAAGGAAGCUGGGUGGAGACCAGCGGUGACGAAGGAGAGCCCGAGUUCAUUGCCGAGGGUGAUAACUAUCUAUUGCAAAGCGCUCCAGGUCCUACUCUGCAUAGGUUACGAAAAGUCGAACUCAUCCGGCUCUGGAAAGUCGCGGGUAUGUGGGAGAAUGACGCUGGACCCGACGGUGCUAUGGACGAAGAUGACGAGGACGAUGCUGGUAUGGGCAAGAAAGACCUCGUUGACGGCAUUCUGGGAUGUCGAAAGCCAUCUUCCAAAGGCCGAUUGAUAUCGCCCCUCCCUCACUCUCCGGGGCGCGCCAUCAGACGCCGCUCCACUCUUGAAGUGAUUCAAGAGCCACCCGCCUCUUCUCCUACCUCUUCCGACCACAUAUCCCCCGGUUCCACCCCUAAACCCCUGCCCCGCACGCGAUCUCGUGUCCGGCUCGCGGAACCUGCCGUGUUGCAUGCUGCGCCGAGACACAAAGAUCGCCGGAAGGCUUUGCGAGGAAGGAGUAAAAGUUUGGGGAGAGAGGAAGGGGGGAGGGCGAGAUUUCAGGAUGACCUACGGAGCCCCAAGUCUCAUCCCAAUGCUCGGCGCUCGGAAAGUUAUACUACAGAAUCGCCUUCAUCCUCUCACGUCACCCCUCGUCGUACGUUGCAAAAACGUCCUACUAGAUCCGAUCUUCGCGCCAAGCGCGUGCGAGCGCAGCUGGCGACUAGAAAGACGAAUGGCUCUGCCGUAAAUGGCGAGGACAGUGAGCUCACUGAGCUCUCCUCAGACGGUGGGGAGGUCGAGGGGGACAUACAAGCAACACCUUUGGUGAAACGGCUUCGGCCAAGAGGUGGCGAACGGACCAAUAUGAGAGAACCGUCGACAGAUGUGACUGAUUUUGAGGACGAGGUCGAUAAUACUGCCGAUGAAGCCGACGCAGAGGCUACAGAAGCCGAGCCUGACGAUCUCCCUGUGCGAGGUCGGAGGACCAAGGCAAGCCAAAGCAACAAGUCUUUAUGGGAGGAUGAGGAUGUGGCCAUGAAGGUUCCAAGCUCGAGAAAAAGCGGGAAGAGUAUGCCAACGAGAGGAGCCAAGAAGAAGGCUAUUGAGGCCAUCAAGGGCGGUGAAAGUGAUACGGAUGAUGGGAUGGAGGUCGAUACUGAUGUGGAUAUGGACGAAGACGAAGAGUCUACUCCAAAGUCUGGAAAGUCAAAACCUCUCAAAGCUGCGCCCGUCACCCCGCCUCGCCGCAACACACGCACGUCUGUAGACGACGUGUCUAUGAACGGCGACGACGACGAGGUUGAAGAUCAAGAUCAAACACCCAACGUCACCCCUGGUCAGAUUCACAUGACUCGCUCCGGCAAAGCAUUCGGCAUGAUGCAGAACCGGAGACGACUUUUGAGGGAGGAGGCAAGGGAUGACCCAGACAUGGAUGAGGUGGAGGAGGAGAGUGACGAUGAUGAUGACGACGGACUGGAACCUGAUGUCGACUUGUCGCAGGCUACGGCCGCGAGUCUCGUAAGACUGUUACGCGACGAGUUGGUCCAGAUGUGCGAAGCCAGAGGCAUUGAAGUCGGGGGCACAAAGCCGCAAUUGGCCAAGGCCCUCCUAGAAUGGCGCGAUGAACAGCAGGCCGCACCUUCAUCAACAUCCACCGCCCGUCCCUCUCCUCCCCGCACCGCUCUCCCCCGUCGCAAAUCCACCAAAUCCAGAUCUACCACGCGAACAAAGUCCAAAUCUAGCAAACUCCUCCCCGCUAUCGCCACAGCAGUCCACAUCCCAGGCAAGCCGACCCCGGUACUGAUGCGAGAGCACGUACACGCGCAUGAUCCUGAUACACCCCCUUUGUCAAAGGGUCAUGAGGGCGAUGUAGAAGAGGAAAAGAAGGGCACGGAGGCAGAUUUGAAUUUGGAUCUGCAAGAGCUCGGCUUGGAAGAUUCCGUCAUCAAGGCGUCGCUUUUGACAAAGCUGGAAAAGAUUGGAAGCGGUGGUUUCAAAGACGUAUAUGUGGGCAAGUAUCGAGGCCGCAAAGUGGCCAUCUCCGAGUUCAGAGAACACCUGAGUGAGAUGGACAUCCGAGAAUUGAAGCUGCUGGCCGAAUUCAGCCAUCCCAACAUCGUGCGCUUUCGAGGAAUAUGCAUACCCGAAGACUCCACCCAAGUACCGUGCAUGCUUGUUAGUGAGCUCUGUGAGAAUGGCGACUUGUUUGACUAUAUCCGCAACGUUCCCCGACCAUCCUUGAAGCGCGUCAUCACCCUUAUGCUCGACAUUGCCCGUGGACUCGAAUACCUCCACACACGCAAGCCAUCUAUCAUCCACCGUGACUGCAAAUCCUCCAACAUACUUAUCAACCGCGCGGGCACCGCCAAAGUCGGCGAUUUCGGCUUGGCAAGAGUCAAAAACUCGACGAGGUCGAUGAUCAGGAGUUUGGUGGGCACGGUGAAUUGGCAAGCGCCCGAGCUGUGGCAUCCUACACCGAGGUAUGAUUACAAGGUUGAUGUGUUUUCGGCGGCGAUGGUGUAUUGGGAGAUGAUGUCGGGAUGGAUCGGAGAUAAGAAAUACCCCUGGGAGGGCCAUAACGAACACUACAUCUACGACGCGGUAGGCAACAAGCAGAAACGCCCUUCUGUUGCUGGUCUCCGCAAGGCGUGGGGUAACGAGCCCGUCAAUCUGAUGGAGAGGAUGUGGCAUCAAGAUGCUGGAGAAAGACCUACGAUGACGGACGUGGUGCAUGAUCUGGAGGGCAUAUUGGCAGAGGUCAAGUAGAGAGAGAGAUGUUUGUAACGCGGCGUGCGGAUUUGUAACGAAUAGGGUCCAAUUCAGAGAUACAAACGUCGAUAUAGUGGGAACGUAAAAGUACAAAAUAGCAUGCUGUAUUCUAGGAAUGCAUCGACACAAG
Messenger RNA from Cryptococcus amylolentus CBS 6039, 3497 nucleotides. RefSeq lists its product as hypothetical. The record is from RefSeq and is a predicted model, not a curated record. The coding region runs from base 218 to 3364 and encodes 1048 amino acids. Lineage: Eukaryota; Fungi; Basidiomycota; Tremellomycetes; Tremellales; Cryptococcaceae. The transcript has 10 exons. Gene Ontology annotation, biological process: protein phosphorylation. Gene Ontology annotation, molecular function: ATP binding; protein kinase activity.